Molecule: messenger RNA, 1695 nt
Organism: Rubroshorea leprosula
Lineage: Eukaryota; Viridiplantae; Streptophyta; Magnoliopsida; Malvales; Dipterocarpaceae
Source: the annotation of a GenBank genome assembly
CCACUCUAAGCUUCCAAACUAAGCAAAAAUGGAGGAAAUACACAACAAAGACGGUGAUCGAGUACUACGUCUGCUCAAAUCCCUUCAAAAAGCUUCGAAAGAUCUUCAAAACAAUCCCAUUUUCACGAUGAACAAAACCCAAUUCUCCGUUGAUCCUUUCUCAGACAUUGACAAAGAUGCCAACACCAUUCUUUCUGGUAACCCCAGACUCAUCAAGCUAUCACAGCUGCUCUGCGACCUCAAAUCCCUACUGGAAAAGCUCCAAAGGCAUCAAGGCUACAGCCUCUCUUCAAUCCUUCAACGCCAAAUCACCAACUAUAAGAUUUGUCAAGUUGCAUAUGCAGUUGAUGCUGAAAUUCAAGCUUACAUUGAUCGGGAAAGUGUUGAAAAUCUUGUAAACAUACUGAAGGAAUCGGAGGAAGAAGAUGAGAAAGUAAGGGUUUUAGUCGAUUUUGAGAAGCGAUUAUCGAGAGGGUUUGAUCUGGGUUUCCAGGAAUGGGUUCUUAAAGCCAAAGUGUUCUCCAUUCUUGAGGCUUUCCUUUGUGACGCCACAUGUUCGAUGAAAGUUCGAAACCAAGCUGCCCUCGCCAUUGCUGCUUUGAUUAGAUUCAACAAGGAUGUGUUCGUGGGGUUGGUGUUGAUGGGUCCGACUGUUCGAGCUUUGAUUUCCAUGGCUUCCGCCCGUUCGAUUCAAGUUGUUUCCUUGCUGAUCAAAACCAUCAGAAUCCCUCUGGUCGAUGAACUGGAAACAUACAAAGAAAUCACGAGAAUCAUCAGCCUCUUGAGCUCAGAAAACGUUUCGAUUCAAGUUGCAGCCUUCGAUUGCAUACUGGGAAUUGCAUAUUAUGGGAGAAAAGAAGCGAUUGAGAACAUGCUUCGAGUUGGGUUGAUCAAGAAGCUUGUGGAGUUGCAAAGAUCAGAACAUGGAGACAAUUUUCCCGAGAAAAUCCCUGAAGAAGAAGAAGAAGAAGAAAAAGACGAAGAUAGAUACGUGGAGAAAUACCCAUUUGCAGGAUGUGUGGCGAGGUUUGCAGUACAGGUAGAAGUAGGAGAAAUGUUGAGCGAAAAAGAGAAGAUGGAAUUUAAAUUGGAAAUAUUAAGAAUGGUAAGAGAAGUCUCUGUUUCUGAAGCAGAGUCCACCACCAUUGCUGCAGAGGUAUUAUGGGGUUCUUCACCUUGAAUUGGAGUUUCUUUUGUUUGGUUGCCGAGAAAAUCAUUGGGAAAAAAAAAAAAAUCCACCAAUGGUUGCAAAACUUUUCAGGCUUGCUCCACCGACCAUUAUGGGGUUCUUCACCUUGAAUUAGAGUUUCUUUUGUUUGGUUGCCGAGAAAAUCAUUGGGAAAAAAAAAAAAAUCCACCAAUGGAAGUCUCUUUUUUUUUUUUUUUAGCUUUAUGGUAUUUUGGUAGAUUUUUUUUUGGGAUUUUAAUUUAGUGUCAGCAAAUUAGCCCCACCAAUACCAAAAAUUCAAAGAACAUUCUGAUAGUGCUUUCUUUCGUAAUAGGGGCACUACAUUUUGUGCAUUAUCUUGUGCAAUAAUACAUCCUUGAUUUUGUACCAAAAUAAUUAUGUUUUCCAUUCUCGAGAAGUGCUUGUAGUGUAAUUGUGCACUUGCAUGUUGUAAAGGGUAAUCUCCUAUUAGCAGCAGCAGACGAUGUAGGACUCAUCCUCAUAUUUAAAAAAUGUCAUUAUUUAUU